Hypomesus transpacificus is the source of this 553-nucleotide messenger RNA. RefSeq names its product protein transport protein Sec61 subunit gamma. Gene Ontology annotation, molecular function: transmembrane protein transporter activity. Gene Ontology annotation, biological process: post-translational protein targeting to membrane, translocation; protein targeting. Lineage: Eukaryota; Metazoa; Chordata; Actinopteri; Osmeriformes; Osmeridae. Gene Ontology annotation, cellular component: Ssh1 translocon complex; membrane. The coding region runs from base 160 to 366 and encodes 68 amino acids. The record is from RefSeq and is a predicted model, not a curated record. The transcript is spliced from 4 exons.
GCACGCGCAAUACGUUGUAACACCAGCCUUUCAUCUUAAACAUACGUGGCUUUCAGUUCAGCUAUAACCUUACGUUGCUCUCUAUUCGGUACAGUCAGCGUACAACCAUUGAGAAAAGUGUUCCAAGCCAAGGAAAUAACCGUCCAGCACCUCAUCACCAUGGACCAAAUAAUGCAGUUUGUGGAGCCCAGUCGUCAGUUUGUGAAAGACUCAAUAAGGCUGGUGAAGAGAUGCACCAAGCCUGACCGAAAAGAAUUUCAGAAAAUUGCCAUGGCGACAGCGAUAGGUUUCGCAAUCAUGGGGUUCAUUGGCUUCUUUGUCAAGCUGAUCCACAUCCCCAUCAACAACAUCAUUGUUGGCGGCUGAGCAACUUUUCCCUUGACUGACUGAUCUGUGUGGCUGACUUGCUGGCUGUCCGGAUGCAAAUGGACCCUGGAACAAAGUGCUGAAUAGUGUUUUUGAUGUUUUAUUUCUUCAUAUUUGUGUGUAUGAAUUCACUAUCACCAACAAUGCAUAUAUGCUGAUUUUGUACAUAAAGUUGAUUUCCAUACUC